AAUGGGUUUUGUCUACUGAACCAUUCCAGCCUUUCCACUCUCCCCAAUCAAACACCUCCUUCCUUAAUACGCUCUUUUUUUCUCUCUCUUCCUCCAUCCGCUUCCCCCUUUCUUGUUCCUCUCGUUCACAAUCGUUCUUUCUUUCUCUAUUCUAUUUUGGGCACUUAAUCGCCCUUGAAAUUGCAAGGGAAGAACAGCCAGGGCAACCAAUUUCCAAUUCAUAGAGUUUAAUAUUGUGGUUUUAAGUUUUACUUCUUGUUUACUCAGCUAUGCCCUUGAUUUGAAGGAUCCAUAGAUCUAUACCCCCUUACUGUUCAGAUCUUCCUUCCUUUCGAUUCGAUCAGCUCUGAAGGGGAAUGGGUUUUAUUUUUUUGAGAUGGAAUUUCAGGCAUAGGGGCUUCUCUGAUCGAAGUUUGGGGGAAAAGCUGAAUUUUGACCUCCCAUAUUUUCCAAGUCCCCCGGCCUCUUUUUUUCUUUUGCGUUGAAUUUUGGCGGCCGUCCGCGGGAUUCUAGUCUUGUGCCUUUAGCUUUAACGUGAAGAAGCUGAGACGGAGUUCCAGCGCCAUCGGAUUGAGCUAAUUAAGCUUGUGGCGAAGUUACCCUAAGUGGUGAUUAGAUGUGAUGUGAUAGGGAUGAUCUGGAGGGUGGUCUGGAUGAGAUGAGGGAUGUUAUCAGGGUUAAUGAACUUUCUGCUGUCCUGUUUCGGGCCAAGGGCAGAUCGCGGCCGAGGUCACUCAGUUUCGGAAGCAAGUGGUCGCCAGGAAGGGCUUCUGUGGUAUAAGGACUCAGGCCAACACGUCAAUGGGGACUUCUCCAUGGCUGUAGUUCAAGCUAAUAAUUUAUUAGAGGAUCAGAGUCAGCUUGAAUCUGGUUCUCUGAGCUUGAGUGAUUCCGGACCAUUCGGCACUUUUGUCGGCAUUUAUGAUGGCCAUGGAGGCCCCGAGACAUCUCGGUAUAUUAAUGAUAAUCUAUUCCAACAUCUAAAGAGAUUUGCAGCGGAGCAUCAAUCAAUGUCAGUUGAGGUAAUCCGGAAGGCGAUUCAAGCAACCGAAGAUGGUUUUUUCUCAGUGGUCAGUAGGCAGUGGCCAACGAGACCACAGAUUGCAGCGGUUGGAUCAUGUUGUCUAGUGGGACUCAUCUGUGGUGGCACGCUAUACAUUGCCAACCUCGGCGAUUCCCGAGCUGUUUUAGGGAGACUUGUCAAGGCUACAGGAGAAGUACUUGCGAUUCAACUUUCGACAGAGCAUAAUGCAAGUCAUGAGUCUGUGAGACAGGAGCUGCAGUCUCUGCACCCUGAUGACUCACAAAUCGUGGUUCUAAAGCAUAAUGUGUGGCGGGUAAAGGGUCUUAUACAGAUCUCAAGAUCAAUUGGAGACGUGUAUUUGAAGAAGGCUGAAUUCAACAAAGAACCACUGUACCAGAAAUUCCGACUCAGAGAACCUUUCAAGAAACCUAUUUUGAGCUCAGAACCUGCAAUUACUGUGCAGCAGUUGCAGCCUCAUGAUCAGUUCAUUGUAUUCGCAUCAGAUGGCCUUUGGGAGCACCUUUCCAACCAAGAGGCUGUCGAUCUUGUUCAGAACCAUCCCCGAAGUGGCAGUGCUAGGAGAUUAGUGAAAGCUGCAUUGCAAGAAGCUGCAAAGAAAAGGGAAAUGAGAUACUCGGAUUUGAAGAAAAUAGACAGAGGUGUUCGGCGCCAUUUCCACGAUGACAUUACAGUGGUGGUGGUGUUUCUCGACUCGCACCUGGUGAGCAGAGCAAGUGGUUCUGCCACAAACACAUCGGUUAAAGGGGGCGGUAUCACCCUCCCUCCCAAUGCUCUUGCACCUACUACCUAAACAGACAGACAGACAGAGGUAGCUUUGCUAUGCAUUUUCGAAAGAUGCUGUGCCGCCGCCGACCGAUGACCUCCCCUCCCCUGGGAUUCUUUAGUCUCUAUACUGUAACCCUUUUUUGUGUUUUCUUUUUUUUUUUUUUUUUUCUUUUUCUUUUCAAUUGUAACUUGGAGCAAGACAAACUUAAGGUGACAAUCAUCAUCAUACUUGUGUUGCCUCCUCCCCCUCCAAUUUCCAUGUUAUCAUUCAGUUUUGUAAAUCUUGUCUUCUUGAA
Andrographis paniculata is the source of this 2106-nucleotide messenger RNA. RefSeq names its product probable protein phosphatase 2C 46. Gene Ontology annotation, molecular function: cation binding; protein serine/threonine phosphatase activity. Bases 666 to 1835 code for a protein of 389 amino acids. The record is from RefSeq and is a predicted model, not a curated record. Gene Ontology annotation, biological process: protein dephosphorylation. The transcript has 7 exons. NCBI's taxonomy places the organism in Eukaryota, Viridiplantae, Streptophyta, Magnoliopsida, Lamiales, Acanthaceae.